Molecule: messenger RNA, 1448 nt
Organism: Merops nubicus (carmine bee-eater)
Lineage: Eukaryota; Metazoa; Chordata; Aves; Coraciiformes; Meropidae
Gene: TRIM55
Product: tripartite motif containing 55
Exons: 9
Coding region: 105-1448 (447 amino acids)
Molecular function (GO): zinc ion binding
Source: RefSeq, a predicted model, not a curated record
CCGGCCAGAGCAGCCCAGGAAGCCUCUGAUCGCAGCACAGCCUUGGAUUUAUUUCAAGGGAAAACAACCCGGAAAGCCCUCCGCAAGGCCCUCAUCCUGAGCGUAUGCCCCUGGAAAAGCGAGGGAUGAGCACCUCCCUGAGCUACAAGUCCUUCUCCAAAGAGCAGCAGACCAUGGAUAACCUGGAGAAACAGCUGAUUUGCCCCAUCUGCCUGGAGAUGUUCACCAAGCCGGUGGUCAUCCUGCCCUGCCAGCACAACCUCUGUCGGAAGUGCGCCAGCGACAUUUUCCAGGCCUCCAACCCCUACCUGCCAACCAGGGGAGGCACGACCAUGGCGUCGGGAGGCCGCUUUCGCUGUCCCUCCUGCAGGCAUGAAGUGGUCCUCGACCGGCACGGCGUCUACGGGCUGCAGAGGAACCUGCUGGUGGAGAACAUCAUUGACAUCUACAAGCAGGAGUCCACAAGACCAGAAAGGAAAUGUGACCAGCUAAUGUGUGAAGAGCACGAAGAUGAGAGAAUUAAUAUCUACUGUCUGAACUGUGAAAUGCCCACCUGCUCCUUGUGCAAAGUCUUUGGUGCCCACAAAGACUGUCAAGUUGCUCCCCUCACAAACGUUUACCAGCAACAGAAGUCCGAGCUGAGUGAUGGCAUUGCAGUCCUGGUGGGGAGCAACGACAGAGUGCAAGGGAUAGUCACCCAGCUGGAGGAGACCUGCAAGACAGUUGAGGAAUGCAGCAGACGACAGAAAGAGCAGCUGUGUGAAAAAUUUGAUUAUCUCUAUUCUGUACUGGAGGAAAGAAAAAAUGAGAUGACACAAAUAAUCACUAGAACCCAAGAGGAGAAACUGGAACACGUCCGCUCCCUGAUAAAGAAGUACGCAGAUCACUUGGAAGCUGUGUCAAAGCUGGUUGAAUCGGGAAUCCAGUUCAUGGAAGAACCAGAAAUGGCUGUGUUUUUGCAGAAUGCCAAAACAUUGCUACAAAAAAUUAAUGAAGCAUCUAAAGGAUUUCAAAUGGAAAAAAUAGAGGAUGGGUAUGAAAAUAUGAACCAAUUCACAGUGAACCUCAGUAGAGAAGAAAAGAUAAUACGAGAAAUUGAUUUUGACAGAGAGGAGGAGGGAGAAGAGGAAGAGGAGAUGGUGGAUGGUGAAGAUUUGGAUGAAGUCCACACAGAGUCAUCAGGAGAGGAGGAGGAGGAAGAGGUGAAGGAGGAAGGGGCUGAGAGAGCAUCACAGCCAUCUCAGCAGGACCCCAAACUGCAGAGCACAGUGGGGGAGCCCCCAGCGGAACCGGCGCUGGCACCACCACUUGCCACCCGAGCUGGGCAGACUGGUUCUGAACCGUCCCCACAAGGACAAGUGGAGGAAAAUCCUGUGCCCAAUGAGAGGAGUGACGAGCCAGCCCGACAUGUCUUCUCCUUCUCCUGGUUGAACUCACUGACUGAAUGA